GGAAAAAUCGUACAGAAUCAACCAAACCUGAAUUGGCCAAGAAUUGGACUCCAACAUCAUCUCCAUUUCUUAUCCAUCCUAGCUCUUCUUAUUCCUCAACAGUGCACACAAACACAAAGAGAGAGAGAGAGAGAGAGAGAGAGAGAGAGAGAGAGAGAGAAAAUGUGUUCUUCAACUUCAUCUCUUCUCUCCAUUCUCUCUCUUCUCCUUCUCCUGUGCACAAACUCAUCUCACUCCAUACCAAUAUUCCCCUCCCCUUACAUUAAUUCUCUAUCUCAGAGAGCCCAAAGAGCUGCAGCAAAAGGAAAAGCAGUACUCAGCAGCAGCAGCAGCAGCAGCAAAGACCUGCCAUUCACCACCCACUACUUCCCACAGCAGCUAGACCACUUCACCUUCCAGCCAAGAGCAGAAAACACCUUCUACCAAAAGUACCUCAUCAACUCUACUUUCUGGGAUCAGGGUCCCCUCCACACUGCACCCAUAUUUGUGUACACAGGAAACGAAGGCGAUAUCGAAUGGUUCGCGGAGAACACCGGCUUCAUGCUCGAUAUCGCGCCUAUGUUCGGAGCACUUCUCGUGUUCAUUGAGCAUAGGUUUUAUGGGGAAUCGAAGCCAUUCGGAAAUGAAUCGUAUAAAUCGGCCGAGACAUUGGGUUAUCUCACUUCAACACAAGCACUGGCAGAUUAUGCGGUGCUCAUCAGAAGUUUAAAGCAAAACUUCUCUGCAGAAGCUUCUCCUGUUGUAGUUUUUGGUGGUUCCUAUGGAGGAAUGUUGGCUGCAUGGUUCAGAAUAAAGUAUCCCCACAUGACAAUUGGGGCCUUGGCAUCAUCAGCCCCAAUCCUGGAGUUUGAUUACAUUACUCCUUGGAGCAGCUUCUAUGAUGCUGUGUCCCAAGACUACAAGGAUGAGAGCUUGAAUUGUUUCCAAGUCAUCAAGGAAAGUUGGGAUGAGCUGAUUGCAAAGGGAAGUACGAAAGAAGGGCUUUCAGAACUCAGCAAGACCUUCAGAGCUUGCAAGAGUAUUCAAUUCGUAAAUUCCAUACAGAAUUGGCUAUGGACGGCGUUCGUAUAUACGGCCAUGGUAGAUUAUCCAACACCAGCAAACUUCCUCAUGCCUCUACCAGCCUACCCAGUAAAAGAGAUGUGCAAAAUUAUAGAUGGAUUUCCGCAAGGCACCGACAAAAUCAGCAAGGUUUUUGCAGGAGCAAGCUUGUAUUACAACUACUCUGGUGAUGAGCAAUGUUUUGAUAUCGAAAAUCAGUCGGAUCCUCAUGGCUUAAAUGGUUGGGAUUGGCAGGCAUGCACAGAGAUGAUCAUGCCCAUGACGGUCUCGAAUGAGAGCAUGUUCCCCCCAUCGACAUACAGUUACAAGGAUGCCGAAGACCAAUGUGUGGCCAAAUACGGAGUUCGACCACGGCCUCACUGGAUUACAACAGAAUACGGUGGCAAUAGAAUUCACCAAGUUCUCAAGAGAUUCGGAAGCAACAUUAUAUUCUCUAAUGGAAUGAGAGACCCUUGGAGCAGAGGGGGGGUACUCAAGAACAUAUCAAGUAGCAUCACUGCCCUUGUCACAGAAAAAGGGGCUCAUCAUUUAGACUUCAGAUUUGCCACAAAAGAAGAUCCAGAAUGGGUUAAAGAACAAAGGAGACAAGAAGUUGAGAUCAUCCAAAGUUGGAUAGAUCAGUAUCGCAGAGACUACGAAAGUUCAUCAUGAUGGGAGAAAAGCCAUCAAGGAUUGAAAUACAAAUAUUUGAAUAAAGUUGAAUGAAUGAGAAAUAAAAUUUGAGCUUUUUGUACUGAAAAUAGAUUACUUUUUAGGCAUUCCAAAGAAAAAAUUGUUUCUGUUUUAGCCUUUUCAACUGGAUGCAGAAUCUGUACAAAUUGGAAGGAAAGUUCAUGAUACUCUGUAAUUUUUUUUAUAAAUUGAUUGGUUCCAAAACCGCCGUAGUCGAAGGUUUUAUUGUUUUA
Molecule: messenger RNA, 1967 nt
Organism: Ananas comosus (pineapple)
Lineage: Eukaryota; Viridiplantae; Streptophyta; Magnoliopsida; Poales; Bromeliaceae
Product: lysosomal Pro-X carboxypeptidase
Exons: 10
Coding region: 163-1713 (516 amino acids)
Biological process (GO): proteolysis
Molecular function (GO): serine-type exopeptidase activity; dipeptidyl-peptidase activity
Source: RefSeq, a predicted model, not a curated record